This is a messenger RNA of Bacidia gigantensis, 654 nucleotides long. RefSeq lists its product as uncharacterized. The transcript has 2 exons. The record is from RefSeq and is a predicted model, not a curated record. The coding region runs from base 1 to 654 and encodes 217 amino acids. NCBI's taxonomy places the organism in Eukaryota, Fungi, Ascomycota, Lecanoromycetes, Lecanorales, Ramalinaceae.
AUGAAGACUUCAAUCUCUCUCACCAGCCUUGCUUUCCUGGCUUCUUCUGUCCUCGCUAUCCCCACUCCUGACACGAGUGCCAGUGGCCUAGAAAAGUGCUCCGCAACAUCCAUCACUCCCUGUGUUUGCCCCGCUGGGACCACCUAUCGCGAGAGCGUGACCUUCUCCGUGAUCGGUGCCGCCGCUAACGACGUCACGAACGUCAUCUCCUCAUUCUUCCACACCGACUGGCUCGGCGUGUCCCCUUACAAAACAUCCGGCACUGACAACGUGCCCGGCGCCGUCCGCACAAGCAAGCUCCCGACCCUCGCCGGCAUCUUCGACAUCACCGAGGUCGAGACCGUGUAUCAUGAGGACAAGAAGUUUGGGGGUUUUGUUGAGAAGUUCGAGCAGGAGCAGUCGACGGUGCCGGUGAAGUAUGCCAAUGGUAGCGGCGAGAUCGCAGGUUAUUGGAUUACCUUGGCUGCGCAACAUGUUUUCCAGUACGAAACCGCCAUUGAGUGGAGUGUGUACGCUUGCGAAACCAAUUACCCGAGGAAUUUCGCCAAGUUCCACGAGGAGGCGUUGAAGAACGCGACAGACAUCCUUACGAAGUCGAAUAAGAUCAAGGGCAAGAAUGUGGAUCCUUUUUCGAUUCAGACUUUCUUGAAUUGA